AUGAAGCUCAGUGGCAUAAUCGUAAAUAUUUUGAAGUGGGAUUUUUGGUUAAAAGACGGAAUUGCCCCCGUCUCUCACACACUCUCUCUCUCCCGCGCGUCCCUCUCUCUCUCCUCUGGUUCGCGACGCCACCGCAGCCGGCCACGUUUUGGCCGGCCGUUCAGUCAUCCGGCCACCACUCGGGUCGGGACCGGUCCCAAAAUGACCGGCCUGACUCCGCCGUCCUACCCCACCUGUUCUCCGACGUCAGCCGGCAGCGAUACCGCCGGAAAGUGCAGAAAAACGGCCGGUUUUUACCCAGAUUUUCCGGAGCUCGUUCCGGCGAUUCCGGCCACCAAAUCUUGCGAUCAAGGUAUGCGUAGGCAACUCGAUUUACGAAUUGGGUUUCGGCCGGAUUUCGGGAUGAGAUUCCGGCCACUUCCGGAAGCUUGGCCGGCGGUUUGGAGUUUUCCGGCCGCCGGAAAUUACUCAAGGCACCCACGCGCUGCCGGCGCGUGUGGCGGCGCGUGGGCUAGGAAAAUGGACCGGCUCGAGGUAUUACCAGGAUCGUGUAGGAUUCGACGGAUCGUAAAACGGAGUCCCGGAUACUCCGGAAAUGCCAACCCUGGGGUUAGGGUUUUAGUAACCGUCCGAUCGUGCGAUCGUGAGCGAUCCGACCGUCCGAUCUGGACCAAACUUGCAGGACGUGUGUCCUAG
Prunus armeniaca (apricot) is the source of this 696-nucleotide messenger RNA. Lineage: Eukaryota; Viridiplantae; Streptophyta; Magnoliopsida; Rosales; Rosaceae. The record is from the annotation of a GenBank genome assembly.